Messenger RNA from Trichoderma gamsii, 513 nucleotides. RefSeq lists its product as hypothetical. The record is from RefSeq and is a predicted model, not a curated record. The transcript has a single exon. Bases 1 to 513 code for a protein of 170 amino acids. Lineage: Eukaryota; Fungi; Ascomycota; Sordariomycetes; Hypocreales; Hypocreaceae.
AUGGCCCAGGCCAUGGGCUUCUCAUCUUUCGGCCACCAAAACCGGCCCCAGAAGCGCAAAUACAACCCUCACGCCGACGCAGUCAUCAGCUCAGACUCCAAGACCGCCCAGCGCGCGGCCAAGCCCUCUGCUACGGGCUCGAAUUCCACGCCUCUCGGCGUGCCCAGCAGCAAGCCCAGUCAGGCCGCUGCUAAUGCGGAUGAGAUUGACCUGGACGACGAGGAUGAAGACGGGGCUGGCAAUGCUGAUGACGACGAUAUCGCAUCAAAUACAGCAGCCGGCGUUCCUGAAUCUGCAGCGACCGCGGCGGCGUUAGUGCGCCCUCAUGGGUUACCAGAGCGCCCCGUUCCAGGGACCGGGUUCAUUGGGUCAUCGGGCGGUCAUGGACACCAGGACGGCUCACGGCAUGACAUCUGGUACGAUGGAUAUUACGACCCCAAGUCGAAUGAGAACCCAUGGAGACGGCUGGAGGGAUCCAAAGGCCUGCAGUCCGUGGGCUCAUGGCUCCCCUAG